AUGGGGUCACUGGGAAAUGGUAGCCAAUGUCAACUUGGUACACGUCUGCAUCCAGUUCUGGAACUCGUACCAUUGGCUGAUAUCUGGCAUGUUUGUCUCGUUGUAGCCGUCGGGAUACAUCUUGUGCCAGUUAGGAGGAGGAACAACCUCCGAAGGACUGUACUUGGUCUUCUUGAACCGAUUUUUGUUGGUAGACCAUGCGAUGUUCUCUCUGUAGAGCAUGUAGUCGGUGUUUGUGUCGUUCACGGCAGUAAAGGUCGAGAAAGUGUCGUUGAAGUACGAGUUGGCGAUCAAUCCACACGGAUAGUAUCUUGUUCCGUCUGCGUUGAUCGACAAAGGCUCACAAUUCUGUCCCACGGUAUCCUUGAUAUCCGAAAUGGAGGCAACUUUUCCGUUCAGUUGAUCUUCACUGAAACUCUUGGCGUAUCUUCUGUGGUUGGCCCAGAAGUUCUUCAACCGGUAGAAAAAGUACACAUGGGGCCCAAUAUCGUUCGGAAUUUGGAACUGGACCUGGCAAAUGUCCCGCUCCUCGUCAAAGCCGUUCCAUAUGUAUGA
Ogataea philodendri is the source of this 555-nucleotide messenger RNA. RefSeq lists its product as uncharacterized. Lineage: Eukaryota; Fungi; Ascomycota; Pichiomycetes; Pichiales; Pichiaceae. Bases 1 to 555 code for a protein of 184 amino acids. The transcript is spliced from 2 exons. The record is from RefSeq and is a predicted model, not a curated record.